This is a messenger RNA of Cygnus atratus (black swan), 396 nucleotides long. It is a transcript of the gene QRFP, whose product is annotated as pyroglutamylated RFamide peptide. The record is from RefSeq and is a predicted model, not a curated record. The coding region runs from base 1 to 396 and encodes 131 amino acids. Gene Ontology annotation, molecular function: orexigenic neuropeptide QRFP receptor binding. NCBI's taxonomy places the organism in Eukaryota, Metazoa, Chordata, Aves, Anseriformes, Anatidae. The transcript has a single exon.
AUGAGAGCACCCUACUCGCUGUCCUGCCUCUUCCUGCUGACCCUGGGGGCCUGCUUCCCUCCCGGCGAGCAGCAGGAGCCCCGGCACCCCGCGGAGGGACCCGCGCUCAAGCCGAGCUGCCAAGACGUGGUGGCCGAGGACCCCGGUCCCUGCUGGUGGGCAAAUCCGAAGCGGAGGCGAAGCGAGGAGCUGAGCACCCUGCUCGGCAUCGCCCGGGAGCUGCAGGGCUACGGCACCCAGCGCGGGGGCCCGCGGGGGAGGCCGGGCAGGCAGGAGGGUCCCGCACCGCUGCCGGCCGGGGGCGAGAAGCGCGGGGGCACGCUGGGGAACCUGGCCGAGGAGCUCAACGGCUACAGCAGGAAGAAAGGCGGCUUCACCUUCCGCUUCGGGAGGUGA